Molecule: messenger RNA, 1080 nt
Organism: Paramecium sonneborni
Lineage: Eukaryota; Ciliophora; Oligohymenophorea; Peniculida; Parameciidae
Source: the annotation of a GenBank genome assembly
AUGUAAUACGAAUCAAUUCUUUAAGAUCUCCUCCCUUAUACAUGGCCAGAACAAUCAGAACAGAGAAUUAUUCUAAUCAAAAAUAUUAAAUAGCAAUUUAAUCAAAUAAUUACAUCAAAUCCAUGCUUUUAUUAUUAGAUAUAAAGAAUUAAAUAAGAUCUUGCUUCUUAAGGUCCCUAUUAUGAACUUAUUGAAGAAUUUGAAGAAGAAACCUAUACACACCAUAAAUUAAAGGAAAUUUUAUAAUAUUUACAUUUUCAAGGUGAAUAAAGACCCUCAAAUUUAAAAUAAUUUUUAAAUCCAUAGAAAUUAUAAAAAUUAAUUUGUGAUAUUUAUAGAAUUUUCAAUAGAACCAUAUUAGAUUACUAAGCUAAAUCUAUUCAUUAUCCAUAUUAUUUAAAAUUAAGUAUAUCAAUCUUUAAAAAAAUAUCCAAUCAAAACUUUUUAGAUUAAAACACAUUUAAUUUUAUAUGUCAUUAUGGGAGCAGAAGAUGUUUAACAUUAAGAAAUUAAUGGUAAGAUUUUAAUGUUAAUCAAUAAAAAUAUAUUUCAUUAACUUAAUGUUUGAAGAGAAUAUCUAAUUUUAAUUAAGUUAGAAUAGAUUCUGUAUUAUAAUAUUUUAAUAAAUAAUAACUAAACUUAUGUUUUAUACUUUAUUGCAUAAUAUAAUGCGAAGAAUUAAUUGCUAUUGUCUUAGGUGAAAAAGAUGCAAAUAUUAUAAAUUAUUAUGAAGAUGAUUUGAUUAUUCCUCAAAAAGUUUCUUGUGAAGAUGUUUCAUGGCAUUAUAAUUGUUUUACUUAAAUUAGAGACUAUUUUCCUAGAUUAGCUUAAAAAUUAAAUAAGCGAAUGAAAGUAUUAAAAAAACUACCAAUCUACAAUGAAUAGACUAGAAUUUAAAUCUUUAAUUACACUUAAUUAAUGUAUGGAUAUUAAACUAAUUUUCAAAACAUUUUAUCUGAAGAAAUAAAACAUAAUAUUGAUCAAAUUUUAUUAUACUAAUAAGUUGAUUGUGAUCCAGGACUUGUAAUAUUGGUGGCCAAUGCCAGAAUGUAUACUUAAUUAAUGUAUUCGUUAAUGUGA